AUGGCUAAUGUUCAAGGUCAAAUAAUUGGUGAAGAAGAUGAUGAAGAAGUGGAGCAUGAAUGGCUCGAUGAGCAUCCGAUUGAAGAAGUUGUGAUAACUCAAGACGGACAUCAAGAUCAAGAAUAUGUGGACAUUGACAUGCAACAUCUCCCAAUGGAAUACGAGGAAAUCGAUAGUUAUCCAUCAUUGUUGCCUGUCAGAGACGGAAUUCCACUUUUGACACUGAAUUUGCCGGAUUUGAUGAGCAAAACGAUCAGUUUUACGAAUGGCGAGAAGAUGAGCCUGUGUUUUAAUAAAAGAUGUCAGAGACAAGUGGCUUUUGAGGGAUUUUUGUAUACGAUUGUGGGAUAUGUGAGUUUUUUGUUGAAAUUUGGGGAAAAGUGCUCGAAAACCUGAAAAUAUUGAAUUUUGAGCUGCGAAACGUGAAUUUUCAGCUUUUUUUGCUCGACAAUUUGAAAUUUUUGAGCUGAAAAACCUAGAUUUUCAUGAAAAAAUCGAUUUUCUAGCUUAAAAUUGUGAAUUUUCAGCUCCAGAAGCUUGUUUUAUAUCAAAAACUAGUUUUUGAACUGAGAAUUAGCUGAAAAAUCUAGAUUUUCAGGCUGAAAAACCUGAAUUUCAAGCCCCAGAAGCUUGUUUUCAUGAGAAAGUUUGAUUUUUAAUUGAAAAACUUCGAUUUUCCAGCUGAAAAACGUGAUGUUUUAGCUCGGGAAGUUGAAAAAUCUCAAAUUCACGUCCCUAAAGCUCAUUUCCGUAUGAAAGUUCGAUUUUUGAGCUGAAAAACCUAGAUUUUCAUGAAAAUAUCGAUUUUCUAGCUGAAAAACGUGGGUUUUCAGCUCCAGAAGCUUGUUUUCAUGGGAAAGUUUGAUUUUCAAUCGGAAAAUCCGAAUUUCCAGCUUAAAAACGUGAAUUUUCAGCUCGUAAAAGUUAUUUUAUAUCAAAAACUAGUUUUUGAACCGAAAAUUGUCGAUUUCUAAGUUCAAAACCAAGUUUCUAUGAAAAUAUUGGUUUAUUUAGCUGAAAAAACGUGGAUUUUCAGCUCCAGAAGCUUGUUGUCAUGAAAAAGUUUGAUUUUCAACUGGAAAAUCCGAAUUUCCAGCAUAUUUUCAACCAAAAAUCUCGAUUCCAGGUCUCCGAAUCAAUGUGGAACGUGUGGACGUGCGUAAAUCCCCUUUGUGAUGGUUCCAUCCGAUCUUCGCCAAGUUUUCAAGAACUUCGAGUUCGAACCGAUCAUACAUCAGAUUGUUUACAAGACGAGAUGCAGAUUCGCCUAAGAGUUGCGGUUUAUGAUUUGAGAUUGAUGGCUGAGUUUACGGAUUUGAGUUUGGAUGUUUUGCACGCGGGAUUUGGUGAGGAAAAUGGAAUUUUGAAGAUUUUCCACUCGAAAAUCUGAAAUUUUCAUCAAAAUUCACCCUGGAAAGUGUGAUUUCUCAAUAAAAUUACCAAUUUUCGACCUAAAAUUGACCUGAAAUUCAAAAAUCCGACCUAAAAUCACCCGAAUUUUUUUGCAGAAUCUCGAAUGAAAACCGACAAUCCAGACAUACAAUUUCCAAGUUUUGAGGCUCUUAAAAACACGUUGGAAGAUCAUCGAAUCAAUAAAGUUAGUUGGUCUUUUUUUGGCUGAAAUUCCCAAUUUUCAACCCCAAAAUUGGCUAUUUUUUCAGAUUUACCGAAAACGCUUCGAAAUGCAAGCACUCAAAGACAAACAGAAGAAGAUGAACAUGACACCGGAUGAGGUGGUUUUUUGCUGAAAGUACUUCGGGAUUAGUCAGAUUUAAACGCACCAAACCAUUUCCACCGGUGAGUUUUUCGGGGAUUUUCGAGUUUUCCAGAUGAUUCCGGUCAGUUUGAAACCCCACAUGACGUAUUUUUGAUGAAUUUUGCAGUUCGGGUUACUGUAUGGGUCCCGUAGCGAAGCGAAAAUUAUAAUUCUAAAAAUCCUUCAAAAUAUAUCGUGUUUGGUGUCAAAAUGAACGGAAUAAUCUUAGGAACUCGGGAAAACUCAUAGAAACAAAUAAUUUUCAUAAAAUUCUCGAAAUCUACAAAAAUCGAGUCCUCAAAAUUUUGGUUUUGAGUCCCAGACUCGAUUUUCAGACUUUUCAGAUGAUUCCGGUCAGUUUGACACCCCACAUGACCUAUUUUUGAUAAAUUUUGCAGUUCUGGUUACUGUAUGGGUCUCGUAGCGAAAAUUCUAAAAAUCAUCUAAAAUAUACCGUGUUUGGUGUCAAAUUGACCGGAAUAAUCUCAGGAACUCUGGAAAACACAUCAAAAUAAAUUAUUUUCAUAAACCACAAAAAUAGAGUCCUCAAAAUUUUUGGUUUAAGCCCAAGAAAGCUUUAGAUGGGUUCUAGGCUCGAUUUUCAGACUUUUCAAAGAAUUCUGAUCAGUUUGACACCCCACAUGACGUAUUUCUGAUGAAUUUUGCAGUUCGGGUUACUGUAUGGGUCCCGUAGCGAAAAUUCUGAAAAGCAUCUAAAAUAUACCGUGUUUGGUGUCAAAUUGACCGGAAUAACCUCAGGAACUCGAGAAAACACAUCAAAAUGAUUGAUUUUCAUAAAAUUCGUGAAAUCUACAAAAAUCUAGUCCUCAAGUCUCGAUUUUCAGACUUUUCAGAGGAUUCUGGUCAGUUUGACACCCCACAUGACGUAUUUUCGAUGAAUUUUGUAGUUUGGGUUACUGUAUGGGUCCCGUAGCGAAAAUUAUGAAAAUCAUCUAAAAUAUACCGUGUUUGGUGUCAAAUUGACCGGAAUAACCUUAGGAACUAGGGAAAAAACAUGAAAAUAAAUUAUUUUCAAAAUUUUCGCCACGGGACCCUACUAGGUCUAAUUUUUUUAAAUUCGAACCAUAUCAUAUUUGGGCUCAAAAUGCUCAGAAUCACAUAAAACUCAACAAAAACCCAAUUUUCCAGUCAAUUUGCUAUGAUUGUGGCGAGCAAUUGA
Molecule: messenger RNA, 2936 nt
Organism: Caenorhabditis angaria
Lineage: Eukaryota; Metazoa; Nematoda; Chromadorea; Rhabditida; Rhabditidae
Source: the annotation of a GenBank genome assembly